AUGGAGGUUGAGAUUUUUGAUUGUUGGGGCAUAAACUUUAUGAGACCAUUUCCGAAGUCUCAUGGGAACGAAUAUAUCAUAGUCGCGGUUGAUUAUGUUUCGAAGUGGGUUGAAGCCAAGGCCACAAGGAAGAAUGAUUCUAAGGUAGUCACCAAGUUCUUGAAAGAGCAUAUUUUCUCUCGAUUCAGGACUCCUAGGAUUAUUAUUAGUGAUGGUGGUACACAUUUUAUCAACCGGACUUUUGAUGCUUUAUUGAGGAAAUAUGGGGUAAAGCAUAAGGUUGCCACACCUUACCACCCUCAAACCUCCGGUCAAGUGGAGGUGUCAAAUAGGGAGAUUAAGAGAAUUUUGGAAAAGACGGUCAACUCUUCUAGGAAGGAUUGGGCUAUUAAACUUGAUGAUGCUUUGUGGGCUUAUCGGACCGCAUAUAAGACUCCUAUUGCAAGUGGUGAGAAGCGGAAACUUGAUCUUUGUGAGUUGGAGGAGAUCCGAGAAGAAGCAUAUGAGAAUGCCAAAUUGUUUAAGGAGAAGACCAAGGUGAUACAUGAUCGGAAAUUGGUGAAGAAGACAUUUCUUCCCAAGCAAAAGGUUCUCCUAUACAAUUCUAGGCUCAAGUUAUUUUCCGGAAAGUUGAGAUCUAGAUGGAGUGGACCUUUUGAGGUAGUUGAAGUUUUCCCUCAUGGUGCAAUCACAAUCAAGAAUCUUCAUGGAGGGGGAGCCUUUCAAGAUAAAUGGGCAUCGAUUGAAACCUUACUUGCACACCACAUUUGA
Rosa rugosa (rugosa rose) is the source of this 771-nucleotide messenger RNA. RefSeq lists its product as uncharacterized. Gene Ontology annotation, biological process: DNA integration. Bases 1 to 771 code for a protein of 256 amino acids. Gene Ontology annotation, molecular function: nucleic acid binding. The record is from RefSeq and is a predicted model, not a curated record. NCBI's taxonomy places the organism in Eukaryota, Viridiplantae, Streptophyta, Magnoliopsida, Rosales, Rosaceae. The transcript has 2 exons.